AUGCUCCAGUACUUGCUUGGUUUGGCUGCGACUGCUCUCGCAGUCAAAAUUGCUUUAAUGCUCCGGGUUAAACCGGCUACACCAUCACAGCCAGAGAUGGGCGAAUAUAUUAAAACUGUUGAUCGGGAUGAGGUACCCCGACUAUGUAAUAUCAUCCACGCCGGGGAUCUCUGUGAACUCGAGACAAUGCCCCGGUACCAAGAUAUAGAUCCAAGGGCCUUUGAAUGGAGGGAACCACCAGCGUGCAUUCUGUUUAUCUCGCAUCGAUGGGAAACCCCAACGCAUCCAGACGCAGACGGCGAGCAGCUAAAAGCUAUCAUAUUUCUGAUGCAAGCGGUUGCAAAACUCUCGUCAGUCUACAAGCUGCCCCUGGAACAAAGAACGGCAGUUGUUAAGACAUUGAAAAUUCAUGGAUACCUUCAAGCUGCGAACAUUGUCAGCAGAGUCGCAGAAAGCAUCGGUGGAGUGGACCGAUCAGUCUUGGAUAAGAUUGGUGUCUGGCUAGACUACAUGUGUCUGCCACAGAAAAACCUUUCCGGGAUUGAUGAUCGAACAUCUGCCAACAAAUUACUCUUUAAAGAAGGACUCAGACAACUUCCUUCGCUGAUCGCAUCCUGCGACUUCAUUCUCAGCAUCAGAAGCCAGGGAGACGAUUAUCUUCAACGAGCGUGGUGUAUAUCCGAGCUCUGCUUCAUGGACUGGAAGUACCACAAGAAGACCAUCGUCCUGAGACAAGACCUGCUCAGCCAACCCAUCGACGCCCAAAUCCUCAACUCCGAGAGUUUCGAGUCAAGUUAUCUGCCGAGCUACCGGAAGAUGAUCGAAGCAUGGGAAGACAAACCCAACUUCACCUGGAAUCCCAAUAUGUCCUUCUGCUAUACCGAAAUAGGACUCGCCGAAUGGGACCGUGCCAGCGAAUUCCGUGACUCAAUUGAACAAGGUUCAACACCUGCCCCAAGUGACUGGCCAGCUCCGUUAUUGACCACGCCCCUUGUACCACUAAUCUGGCCGCACCACGCCGACUUCCUGAUGCAAAUCCGAUCCCAUCUUGUUCAACCUCCUCCACGGAAUGUGGAUGUGUUGAUCGCCAUGACCAUGCAGGACUGCGAGCUGUCUUGCCUCAACAUCCAAGACUACACCCGCUGUGGCCUCCACAUUUUCCGCGCCCGCAUGACGGGGCAUUCAGGCUGGAGGAACUUCUCCAAUGACUGCCUCCAUCGACUGGCCGAUGGGAGACCCCUCAUCCUUGCCGAUGUGCCCGUCCUGCACGUCGAGGGUGGACUCGACCUUGGCUCUCCAUUGACCUAUCAAUGGGAGACCGAUGAAGACGUUCUAAAUCUCCAUGCCCGAGCGACGGAGAUCUGGAAGAACUACAUCCAGGUCCACAGUGACCGAUGCGAGCUCUCCAAGAAAACAAGCGUCCUUCUUCACGCUAUGGUUUCUCAUCUUGUCGCCGUGUCUAGCGAGUCCAAUAUGCUACUACGCCCAAGGGUCUGGUCUCUCACAGCCCUGAUCGGGGACGCCAUGAAUGCGGCCAAUAUAGCUUCACAGCAAGAGGAGGAGGGUAGCCUGAGCUCAGUCGCGCGGACUUCACUAGGUCUGGCCCUUCUGUAUGCUAAAUGCCAAGCGAUAUACAGCGUUGAGCAAUCUGGGGCCUUCCGUCUGUCGAGCUUAUUCCUUACCGCACUUGACCGGUUGAACAAAGAUCCUGGUCUAAAUAUCUCGAGGAUAAAGGACUUUGAAUGCGAGUGGGUGGGCGUUGCUAGUUAA
This is a messenger RNA of Aspergillus nomiae NRRL 13137, 1770 nucleotides long. RefSeq lists its product as uncharacterized. The record is from RefSeq and is a predicted model, not a curated record. Lineage: Eukaryota; Fungi; Ascomycota; Eurotiomycetes; Eurotiales; Aspergillaceae. The transcript has a single exon. Bases 1 to 1770 code for a protein of 589 amino acids.